Molecule: messenger RNA, 2366 nt
Organism: Camelus dromedarius (Arabian camel)
Lineage: Eukaryota; Metazoa; Chordata; Mammalia; Artiodactyla; Camelidae
Gene: ZNF580
Product: zinc finger protein 580
Biological process (GO): regulation of transcription by RNA polymerase II
Cellular component (GO): nucleus
Molecular function (GO): DNA-binding transcription factor activity, RNA polymerase II-specific; sequence-specific DNA binding
Source: RefSeq, a predicted model, not a curated record
UACAGAGAGAGUGAUCCUUUUGGGAUCCCACGUUAUCAGAGAGGGCCCAAACGCAGAGCGGAUCCUUCCUCUCUGUGCCGCGUGUUUCCAGUCGGAAAUAUUUUCGCAAAGGACCUAAACGCGCAGCUGCUACCCAGGGUCCCUCCUUUCCCGGGCUUUCUGUAAAAGCACUUCCCCAGGGGCCGCCGUUUGCGCUCGGCCUAGCCAGAGAGGCCGCUCGGAGAACGGAUCUCAUUGGGCGCGGGAGGCUGAUGGCCAAGACUGAGGCGUUUAGAGAAGGAGCUGGCACUGGAGAUCGAACCCACGACCUUGUGAAAGCUAAGCAUGUGCUCUACCGCCGAGCUAUCUUCCCCUUCCUUUGGAUUCUUGCUGCCCUUCCAGCUGCCGCGGCUGCCCGGCUCUUGUCCCCGCCGCGCGACGACCUGCUCGUGGACACGCGUGGUGCGCGACUAGUUCACCGCGCAGCUGGGGACGAGCUGCGGGCGCCCCGACUGGCCGAUAGUCGCACUCGACGCUCCAGCCCUCCACGUGCGCCGCCUGUGGCCGGCUUCCCAGCGCCCGGGCCACCCGCACAAGGUUCCGGACCCGGCCUGUCUGCCCUGCCCCUCUCUAGGUCAACCCUGCAGCCUGGCCGCCGCUUCCCCUCUGCGCGCAGGAGCGUCGCGUCCAUCGCGCUUCUUGUGGACACCACCCAGACAUUCGCUACUGCUCCUUGCGCCUCAGUUUCCCCACCUGCCCGAUGGGAAGAGCCACCCUUGCCCACCUGUGUAUCUGGCCAGGUGUGACCUCGGGGCCAGAGGAUAAUGGCGCUGCCACAUCAGAGCCAACGGCUGGCCUCUGGCCCUCGGUCUCCCCAUUUGCUGAUCGGACAGAAACGACCCUCCUCCCACCCUCUGCCUUGCUGGGCAGGGGAUGCCGGCGGGACAGCCGGUGGGAAGAGGACAGAUUGGGCGUGCCCAUUCCUCAUGGGACUUCGGGCAAAGACAGCCUCGCCUGACCUCGUCUACUAAUCGAUCUCCGUUCCAGAGACCGACGGUUCCCGUCGUGGGUGGGAACGAGGCAGGGGGCAGGAGGUGGGCAGCCUGUGUGGUUCCCGCGCCCUCGUCCCCCUCCCCUCUCCCCCGACAGCUGCUCAAAAAACGCGGAUCGUUAGAGCUGCAGGCUCAGGGGCGGCGGAACCUUCAUUGCGGCGCGCGCGUUUCCGGCCGGCGCCUUUUCCCAGGGACGCCGCCGCCUCUCGCGCCCGCGCCCGCGCCCCCCGCGCCCGCGUCCCCGGCGCCGCCGGCCCGGAUCCCGGAAGCCUCGGUCCCGCCGCCGCCGGCUCUCGCGAGGGGAAGACCGGUGCUCGGGACCGCUGCCCGGUCCUCCGGACCCGAGAGGCCGCUGCACGGGCUGCCGCUCCAGAUGCUGCUGCUGCCGCCGCGGCCACCCCACCCUCGGUCCUCCUCCCCGGAGGCCAUGGACCCACCGCCCCCCAAGGCUCCCCCUUUCCCCAAGACGGAAGGCCCUUCCUCCACUCCUUCCUCAGCCGCAGGGCCCCGACCCCCGCGGCUGGGACGCCACCUGCUCAUCGACGCCAACGGGGUUCCCUACACGUAUACGGUGCAGUUGGAGGAGGAGCCCCGGGGUCCGCCCCAGCGCGAGGCACCGCCGGGAGAGCCGGGCCCUCGCAAGGGCUACAGCUGCCCGGAGUGCGCCCGUGUCUUUGCCAGCCCUCUGCGGCUGCAGAGCCACCGCGUGUCGCACUCGGACCUCAAGCCCUUCACGUGCGGCGCCUGCGGCAAGGCCUUCAAGCGCUCCAGCCACCUGUCGCGGCACCGUGCCACGCACCGUGCCCGUGCCGGCCCGCCGCACACCUGCCCGCUCUGCCCACGCCGCUUCCAGGACGCCGCGGAGCUGGCGCAGCACGUGCGCCUCCACUAAGUUCCAGACCCGGCCGGUGCUACCCUGCCCCUCUCUGGGCCACCAAGGCUGACCCACACAGCGUCACCCCCCCACCCCACCCCCACACACUCCCUUGCUCAGCUGAGGUUUCUGCCUUGCACUGGGCCUCAGUUUCCCCAACUAUCUAGAGGGAGAAGCAUUCCUUCCUUUCCUUCCUCUCUAGCUGUGUGAUACAGACCAAGUCGUUGCCCCUUCCUGGGCCUAGGAGCCAGUCGGAACCCAGUUCCAGCCCAGCUGUGCUGUGCGAGCCUUUGUAAGUGGCGUAACGUCUCUGAGCCCUGGUUUUCCGCUCCGAAGCGGUGAACGGUUGUUGUCUGCGUGGAAGAUUUGACAAAAGAGCACAGCACGGUCUGGUUUAUUUCUGUAUCUCCCCCUUGCGCCCACUACCCUCACCCUCUACUCAAUAAACAUUCCGCACUCCA